AUGUCAAAAUUAUCAAUCUCUUUAGCCAUUAUUUUUUGUUUUGCCUUUGUAUUUGCAAAUGCAAAUGUGAUUCAAAAUGGUAAACAAUUGGUGAUAUCUUAUAAUCCAGCAGGUUCAAUGGUCAUGCAACACCAACUCAAGUUGAAUGGUGGUGUCCAAGCUUGGAUCAACCCUUACUGUAAUAUGGCCAGUCCAAUCGUCUGUAAUCUUCCAACUGUCCCUCCAUGUGACACUGUCUAUCUCCAUGUCAUCCCAAUGCUUGGUGGUCCAAACUUGUACUUUAAUUAUCCAUUCAACUAUACUGUCGCUUAA
Molecule: messenger RNA, 312 nt
Organism: Cavenderia fasciculata
Lineage: Eukaryota; Evosea; Eumycetozoa; Acytosteliales; Cavenderiaceae
Exons: 2
Coding region: 1-312 (103 amino acids)
Source: RefSeq, a predicted model, not a curated record